Molecule: messenger RNA, 2390 nt
Organism: Sycon ciliatum
Lineage: Eukaryota; Metazoa; Porifera; Calcarea; Leucosolenida; Sycettidae
Product: arylsulfatase B-like
Exons: 4
Coding region: 161-1792 (543 amino acids)
Source: RefSeq, a predicted model, not a curated record
CUGUUUUCCGACUUUCCCAUGUGAGCAAUUAGUGUCUUAGUGAUACACUUCUAAGAAGAAAAUAGAAGAAUACCGCUAAGCAGCAACAUAAAUUUCAAGUCCGGACGGCUGUGCUAAAGGAAGCUACGUACGAAGACGGAAUCAAAAUAGGUCGGCAGGUAUGAAUUGGUCGACGUUCGUGCUGCUGCUGGCUGCACCAAUCUUGGUCCUUGCCAACCAGCACCACAUCGAUGAGAAACGAAAACAUAGCCAUGGUGCUGCACCAGCUGAGGGGGAGAGCAAUGGAGACGCUGCCCAGGUACCCCACAUCAUCAUGUACGUUAUCGAUGACCUGGGAUGGAACGACGUGAGCUAUAACGGUGCCGAGUUCUCGACGCCCAACAUUGAUUUCCUGGCCAACGCCGGAAUCAAGCUGAACCAAUACUACGUGAACCGCGUGUGCUCGCCAACAAGAUCCUCGUUCAUGGCUGGCCGCUACGCGUACAAUAUGGGCCAAGAUGGCAAUGUCAUCACUAACGGUCAUCCGUACAGCUUGCCUCUGAACCACACAACGCUGGGAGAUAAGAUGAAAGAGGCUGGCUACAGCACCCACGCCAUAGGCAAGUGGGACUUGGGAUACUACAAAUGGGAAGCCACGCCGACUCGCCGUGGCUUUGACACAUUCUACGGAUACUACAACGCUGACGAGGACUACUUCACACAUAAAUGUGGCGCAAUGUAUGUGAAUACAACCACAAAGAAACGAGUGGUGAUGACGGGUGUUGAUUUCAGAAACAACGAGGAUCCGGAGGUCGAUCAGAACGGUGUAUACAGCACUCAUGUUUUUACAGAGCAGGCCGAGGAGCUGAUAAUGGCUCACAACGCAACGAAGGAGCCGUUCUUCCUGUACAUGGCGUAUCAAGCAGUCCACGGCCCGCUGGAAGCACCGCAGAAGUACAUUGACAUGUGCGCGCACAUCAGCCGAAUGGACCGGCGGAUAUUCUGUGGCAUGAUGAUGGCUCUCGACGAGGGGAUCGGCAACAUCACCAAGAGGCUGAAAGCGUCGGGGAUGUGGGAGAACACGCUGAUCGUGUUCACGACAGACAACGGCGGCCAAAACCAUGUCGGCGGAAACAAUUGGCCGCUGCGCGGAAACAAGGCGACCAUGUGGGAAGGAGGCGUACGCGGUAUUGGCUUCGUGUCUGGUGUGGGCGUGAGCAAGCCAUUCGUCUACAACGGAUUGAUGCAUGCAAGCGACUGGCUACCAACGCUUGCUAAGGUUGGAGGUGCAACACCAGCCACAAAGCAAGUCCUUGACGGCGUGAAUGUCUGGCAAGAGCUGAUGGCCAACACGACCUCGCCACGCUCGGAAGUCCUGAUUACACUGAACCCUCCCCGGACGACAAAGCCUGCCCAUCCAAACCAGCAUCAAUUCUUAGGAACUGCUGCUAUUCGCAUGGAGAACUGGAAACUGAUUCUGGGAGAGCCCGACUGUGCAGGUGCCGCUCAGAAUGAGACAACCAACGGCACGCUGUCCAAAUGUCCGAACGGUUGGGUCCACCCCAGCGGAAUAGAGGUACUUCCACCUGCCAACAGUGACAAUGUGUGGCUGUUUGAUCUGGACACCGAUCCUCUGGAGAAGAACGAUGUUCAUGCUCAGCAUCCGGACGUUGUCGAGAAGCUGCGGCAGAGAAUCGAGACGUUUAAUGCCACGCACAUCAACCAGGUUGAACCACCUGUUGAUCCUGCAUCGAAUCCAGCUUUGACUGGGGGUGUUUGGUCACCGUGGAUCAAGGACGAAGAGUUGGCUUAGACGGAUUCCCUCGCAGUUUGCCUGCUAACGUCAGCUGCUUCCUGCCUGUCAGAUAUGAACCGGCAUAACUUAUUUUGUUGAUGAUUGCUUUGGCCACUACCACUGGUAUGCCUUGAAUAGAUGGCCGAAUGCGAAUGAACCGCUGCAGUGCAUUAAUACUGAUGUAUUGUGAUCUACGACCUAAGGUGUUGCGACACUGGCGGUAAUUGUUCUUGUUGCUGUUGUUGUAUACUUUAUUUAUAGUGGGAAUCAAAACAAACACAAGCCUAAUAACAACGGACCCACUCUGAAUUUUGGUUAAGAAACUUUCAAGAAAGUGUCUGCUGCAAACGCUGGAGGUUGUGCUACAUAUUUUAGUGCUCUCGGAGCCGCACUAAAUUCGAGAGAUUUCAUUAGCCUACUCAAGCUCAACUGAUGAGGGGUGAAUUCCCCACUACACUGUAUAUUGUGCAGGGCGUGGUGUUUCCUGGCAGGUGCCGAGUGCAAGGUUCGACGGGCUUCUCGUGUGCUCCAGACGCAGUCGUGAGCCAGUCAAGUCAGUCGGCAGGAAGCGCAAGCUCCGACGUACUAUGAUUAUUAGUGAAAAAUGUGACUCUUA